This is a messenger RNA of Hevea brasiliensis (rubber tree), 1094 nucleotides long. RefSeq names its product expansin-A8. The coding region runs from base 16 to 771 and encodes 251 amino acids. Gene Ontology annotation, biological process: plant-type cell wall organization. NCBI's taxonomy places the organism in Eukaryota, Viridiplantae, Streptophyta, Magnoliopsida, Malpighiales, Euphorbiaceae. The transcript has 3 exons. The record is from RefSeq and is a predicted model, not a curated record. Gene Ontology annotation, cellular component: extracellular region.
AAAAAGCAAGAAUGCAUGCAAAUCUUAUCAUUUCUUCGCAUACUAGUUGUGUUCAGCUUAUGUCUUCAUGGCACUCAUGGAGACUACGACGUUGGUGGCUGGCAGAGUGCCCAUGCUACAUUCUAUGGAGGCAGUGAUGCUUCAGGCACAAUGGGGGGGGCUUGUGGAUAUGGAAACUUGUACAGCCAGGGGUAUGGAACACACACUGCAGCUCUAAGCACUGCCCUUUUUAACAAUGGCUUCAGCUGUGGUGCCUGCUUUCAGAUACGCUGCGACAAUGAUCCAAAGUGGUGCCUCUGUCGUACGAUCACUGUCACAGUCAUCAACUUCUGCCCACCAAAUUAUGCUCUGUCCAAUGACAAUGGUGGGUGGUGCAAUCCCCCUCUCCAACAUUUUGAUUUGGCUGAGCCUUCUUUCUUGCAGAUUGCUAAAUAUCGAGCUGGAAUUGUUCCUGUACUCUUUAGAAGGGUCCCAUGUGUGAAGAAAGGAGGAUUGAGGUUCACCAUCAAUGGUAAUUCUGACUUCAACCUGGUCCUGAUAACCAAUGUGGGUGGAGCAGGGGAUGUCCGGGCUGUGUCCAUCAAGGGGUCUAGAACAUGGUGGCAAAGUAUGUCAAGAAACUGGGGACAAAAUUGGCAGAGCAACUCAUACCUCAAUGGCCAAAGCCUCUCUUUUAGAGUUACGACCAGCGAUGGCAGAACUGUCACCAGCUACGAUGUUGUGCCUGCCAAUUGGCAAUUUGGACAAACUUUUGAAGGAGGUCAAUUCUAAUAAUAACUUGUACAUCGACGAAAAUUUGCUUUUAAUUGUAACAGAAUACAAGGAUAUUUAGUAAUAUGGCUGUAUGAUGAGGUCGCCAAAAGGCACAUAGGCUUUCAAGUGCCAUGUAGCAUGUACAAGUAAAUUCCCAAGCUGGACAACAGAGUGGGAUGGAAUAAGGCAAUUAUGUUUAUACUACAAAUAUAAAAUGCACUUUGGAACGAUGAUUUCAUAUUUAAUAUGAACAUCCUGCCAUGAUAUUUACCAAGAUCCUGGAAUAGGCACGAAGCACCCACAAAAGACUAUAUCAUUUCAGGUUAUCACAUGUAGAAGAC